GUCCGAUCUGAUCUCACGGCUCAAACACAAGCUUGCUCGUCCCGCUUUUUGUUUUCUAGUGCCAUAAAACCCUCUCCUCUUUAGCAGAGUCUUUCAGGUUUUGGUCCCCCUUAUUUCAUUUCCUCCAUUGGACAGCCAUACCAAAAGAAAGCGAACCUUUCUCCGUCCCCAACCCGCUCUCUACUUCCCCAGCUCUACCAGGCACUUCUUCCAUCGAUUUCUCCUCUCUCCAGUGUCUCUUGGGUGUUUAGUUUCCAGGGUUUUUGUUUAAUGUUCUACAGGAGUUCAACGAUUUGUGUCAGUUAAGGUUAAUGGUGAUAAAUACUUCUCAAAUGGCUCUGUUGCUCCUCCUCUGCCUACUGGGAGUUGCUUCAGCUUCUACUAGUAAUGAAGAGUCUUUCAUUGGUGUUAACAUCGGCACAGCCCUCUCGGACAUGCCAAGCCCAACUCAAGUGGUGGCUCUUCUCAAAGCUCAGAACAUUCGACACGUCAGGCUCUACGAUGCCGACCGAGCAAUGCUUACAGCACUCGCCAACACAGGAAUCCACGUCACCAUUUCGGUACCCAAUGACCAGAUACUUGGCAUUGGUCAAUCAAAUGCCACGGCAGCCAACUGGGUUUCCCGUAACGUGAUAGCUCAUGUCCCUGCCACAAACAUUACAGCCAUAGCAGUUGGAUCUGAAGUCCUCACCACUCUGCCAAAUGCAGCCCCAGUCCUAGUCUCUGCCCUAAAGUUUAUCUACUCUGCCCUUGUUGCAGCUAAUCUCGAUGCUCAAAUCAAAGUCUCAACCCCUCAUUCAUCUUCCAUCAUCCUCGACUCAUUCCCUCCUUCCCAGGCCUUCUUCAACCGAACUUGGAACCCGGUAAUGAUUCCUUUGCUUAAGUUCUUGCAGUCCACUGGAUCCCACCUCAUGCUAAACGCCUAUCCAUACUACGAUUACAUCCAAGCGAAUGGUGUUAUCCCAUUGGACUAUGCCCUAUUCCAACCCUUGCAACCGAAUAAAGAAGCUGUGGAUGCCAACACUCUUCUCCAUUACACUAAUGUCUUUGAUGCUCUUGUUGAUGCAUCGUAUUUUGCAAUGUCCGAGCUCAACUUCACGAAUGUCCCUGUUGUUGUGACUGAGACUGGUUGGCCUUCCAAAGGAGAUUCUAAUGAGCCAGAUGCCACAACUGACAAUGCAAACACUUACAACAGCAAUUUGAUCAGGCACGUGCUGAAUAACACUGGCACUCCCAAGCAUCCUGGAAUUGCAGUUAGCACUUUCAUUUAUGAGCUUUACAACGAGGAUUCAAGACCUGGUCCAGUGUCUGAGAAGAACUGGGGGCUUUUUGAUGAGAAUGGGGUGCCUACCUAUAUCUUGCAUUUGACAAGUGCGGGUACUGUGCUGGCAAAUGAUACUGCGAACCAGACCUUCUGUGUGGCCAAAGAAGGUGCUGAUCCAAAGCUGCUGCAGGCUGCACUGGACUGGGCUUGUGGACCAGGGAGAGUUGAUUGCUCGCCGAUGUUGCAAGGGAAACCAUGUUAUGAGCCGGAUAACGUAAUUGCUCAUGCAACGUUUGCUUUUAAUUCGUAUUAUCAAAGGAUGGCUAAAUCUCUUGGAGCUUGUGAUUUUAAAGGGGUGGCAGCUAUCACCACUACUGACCCAAGUCAUGGCUCUUGUGUAGUCCUUGGAAGUGUUGGAAGGAAUGGCACUUUUACAAACACAACAUCUCUGGCUCCAUCGUCGAACUCUACGACUACCUCCGGCUGUCCUGUACCAUACUCUGCCCCCGUAGGAGCCGGUUCUUUCACAGCCUCAUUGAUUAUGUGCGUUUUGGUGGUGAGCAUGAUGGCCUUGUAGUAGAUAAUUCUCGUGGAAUGGAUCUGUAUCGUAAUAUGCAGAACAUGUGGCAGCAUUCCCUUUUUUGGUCUUGCUAGAUUAAGGUGUAGGAGUUUAGGGUGUUGUAAUUGUAACAUUUCAUCUGUGCUUCAAUCAUGUAGGACUUUCAUUUUAUUUCUCGCUCCCCUGGUCUAGUUAACUGGAUGACUGAACAAAGCAACUCAGAGCAUCCGUAGAUGAUUUUUAUUGUCUGUUGUAACCAUUGGUUCAUCAUUCUUUACACUUGGUAGGAAAGUGGUUUACUUGUGUUUGGAAAGGUUUAGAAGACUGCAUAAACUGGGUUCGAGUGAUGGAUUGGUUGGAAACAUUUUGAAGCUCUAGUCA
This is a messenger RNA of Linum tenue, 2204 nucleotides long. Lineage: Eukaryota; Viridiplantae; Streptophyta; Magnoliopsida; Malpighiales; Linaceae. The record is from the annotation of a GenBank genome assembly.